Messenger RNA from Danio aesculapii, 1735 nucleotides. RefSeq names its product male-enhanced antigen 1 (gene mea1). Gene Ontology annotation, biological process: spermatogenesis. Lineage: Eukaryota; Metazoa; Chordata; Actinopteri; Cypriniformes; Danionidae. The record is from RefSeq and is a predicted model, not a curated record. The transcript has 4 exons. The coding region runs from base 95 to 652 and encodes 185 amino acids.
AGCACCGGAAACAAAUAUACAUUCUUUUCGGGAUACAGAUGCAUCAGUUGAAAACAAACGAAAAAAAGAGCUCGAAAGAAUAAAGAGCCCUUGAAUGGAAGUGGCGAGGGCCCGAGAAAUGGGUCCCGAGAGAAUCUUACCGAACUCUGAGGAGGAUGUGGUGCAGGACCGGCCUUUAGACGCCGCUGUGCCGGAGGAGUGGAGCGGAGAGGACAUGGAGGAGGAGGAGGAUGAAGGAGGUGCUGGAGACCAGGACAGCGCUGGAUAUUAUUAUCAGCCUCUGAAUCAGGACCCAGACGGGAUGAACGGCUCGCACACAGAGCCAGCCGACGAGGGCACCACCGCAGAACAGCUGCAGGACGUUCAAGACAGAAUAGAGGCCAUGGGUCUGUUCCUGCCCCAUCCUCCUCCUCCUGACAGCGAUGAAGAGGAGGAUCCUGAAGGAGCUGCCGCUCACAGGAGUCACGCGUCCAUUCCCAUGGAUGAAGAUCAUGUUGAACUGGUCAAAAGGACCAUGGCGGCCGUGAAUUUACCGACACUGGGAAUCCCAGCCUGGGCCCGGGAAAUCUCUGACGACCAAUGGAAGGACAUGGUGCAGCAGACGCUUCAGUCCAGACAGAGCUCUGCAGGCUUGAGACUGGAACGCAAUUAAAACAUGAACCCGAUGUGCUCGUCGCAAAUCAGAAUGGCACAUUUAUACAAACUGUGUGUGGAUGAAAAGUCUUGACAUGGAAAUCUUAAAUCACAGGUCUCAAACUGCAUUCCUGGAGAGCCGCAGCUCUGCACAGAUUCGCUCCAACCCUAAUCAAACACGGCUCCAACUAAGCUAGGUGUUCAAGACUACUAUAGAGCAUUAAGCAGGUGUAAGUUGUAGGUGGUUGGAGCUUAACUAUGCAGAGCUGUGGCCCUUCAGGAAUUGAGUUUGAGACCACUGUCUUAAAGGAACACUCCGCUGUUUUGGAAAUAUAUCCCCGAGAGUUAAGACAUUAACUCAUUAAGCCGAUCUCUGGACGUGUUGGGAGCCCUUUUAGCUUAGCAUAGAUCAUUAAAUCGGAUUAGACCGUUAGCAUCUUGCUCAAAUUAAUAUAAUAGUUUUGAUAGAUUCCCACAUUAAAGCUUGACUCUUCUGUAAUAACACUACAAGUCAAGCUUUAAAUAGGAGACAGAUCAAAGCUCGUUUUUGAGAGAUAUGCUAAUGGUCUAAUCCGAAUCAAUGAAUUAUGCUAAGCUAAGCUAAAAGCGAUCAGCUAAAUGGAUUUAAAAAUGGUAAAACUCAUUAGUUUAACUUUUGGGGAGCUGUAAAAUAAGGCCAAAAAAGUUGAGCGUUCCUUUAAUAGUCAAGCUUUUAAUUGUUUUGAACUAUUGAUUAGGCAAGAAAUGUCUGGAAAACACCCUUGACGUAUUUCAGCCUCAUCCCAAAACAGCUGUGUUAAGUAUUCGGUGUACGUUUUGCUUUUUUGGGGGGGUAAAGUGAAGCUAGGUAAGGCUUAGUGGUUUGCUUUCGUAUUAACAGCGCAUCCCAGUUAUGUUAUAUAGAAGAUUCCAAUUGUUGUGCAAUAAGUGACUUCUCCAUGCAUUUCACACAGCUCGAGCAAAGCAAACAUCCCAUCACGUCUUUUGUGUUUCUCUUUAUUUUUGUUCUGUACAUACAUGAACAUCUGUACAAAAUAUGACUUUCAUACUAUGUAAUGCUCAACCUAAUUAAAGUACAACAUAUGUACAUAUGACCUGGAAA